Synchiropus splendidus (mandarinfish) is the source of this 3557-nucleotide messenger RNA. It is a transcript of the gene hnrnpul1, whose product is annotated as heterogeneous nuclear ribonucleoprotein U-like 1. The record is from RefSeq and is a predicted model, not a curated record. Lineage: Eukaryota; Metazoa; Chordata; Actinopteri; Syngnathiformes; Callionymidae. The transcript has 16 exons. Gene Ontology annotation, molecular function: protein binding. Bases 98 to 2866 code for a protein of 922 amino acids.
AGCGCCGUUUUAUUUGGCGUAAAUGUAUACUUAAAAAAAGUUUACAAAGGUUUAAAUGUUUUAGGGAGGAUUUGGGUUAAAAUGAGUGUUUUUCGUAAUGCACUGUUCCGGGUCAGGCCAAGUGUUGGUCGCUAGGGGGCGGAAGUGUCUCUUCCGAGCUACAACCGUUGACCCGCGCGACUCGCGUAAGAACAGUUGGACACGAAGACGCGGCAACACCACAAACAACAUGAGUGUCGACGUGAAGAAACUGAAAGUCAACGAAUUGAAAGAGGAGCUCCAGCGCCGCGGCCUGGAAACCAAAGGCCUGAAGGCGGACCUGGUGGAGAGGCUGCGAGCCGCGCUGGAGGCUGAAGCUGAUGCUGACCCCGAGGAACAGGCGGAGCAAUGGGACGCUGGCGAGGAGUUGCAGGAGGAGGAGGAAGAGGAGGAUGAGUUUGGGCAGGACGAUCAAGAAGCAGAAGAUGCUGAAGAGCCACAGGACGAUGAUGGCGAAAGUGAGGCUCUUCUUGAAGAUGAAGAUGAAGAUGAGGGAAGAGACUCAGGCGGGGACUUUGAGGAAGAGGAGGCUGUGGCUGAACCGGAAGAAAGUCAGCAAACCUCGGACUCCGGUGUUCCUGACUUCACUACGGAUGUAGAGAUGCCCAAGUUAGAGCAGAAAGAAGAAGAGGAAGAGGACGAACUACAACAACAAGAGCAAGAACAAGUGCCAGAGCGAGAACUAGAGCAAGAGCUAGAGCAAGAAAAAGAAGAACCAUUGCCACUUCUGAAAACAGAGGAGGACACACCAGAGGUCAAAGUGGAGAUCAAAAAGGAAGACCCUGAGCCUGAGCAGAGGGAACAUGGAGAGCAGGAUUUGCCUCAACAGCAACGUGGAGCAGAUCAAGUCAAGGUCGAAGGAGACCGAGGAGGCCACAGUCGCAAACGUCCCCAUGAAGAGAACAGAGGCUACAACUACUAUGAACACAGAGAAGAGAAGCGGUCCCGCACACCACAGCCUCCUGCUGAAGACGAGGAAGAAGAUAUAGAUGACACCCUAGUGACUAUUGACACAUACAACUGCGAUCUACACUUCAAAGUGUCUCGAAACCGCUACAGUGGCUAUCCACUCACCAUCGAAGGGUUUGCGUACCUGUGGGCUGGAGCACGGGCUUCUCAUGGGGUCACCAAAGGUCGAGUGUGUUACGAGAUGAAGAUCAACGAGGAGAUCAACGUGAAGCACUUGCCCACCCACGAGGUGGAUCCUCAUGUGGUCAGAAUUGGAUGGUCACUCAACUACUGUAGCACUCAGCUUGGGGAGGAGCCCUUCUCUUAUGGAUACGGUGGAACUGGGAAGAAGUCAGAAAACAGUAAAUUUGCCGACUUUGGGGAGAGAUUUGGAGAAAAUGACGUCAUUGGGUGUUACAUUGACUUUGACACCGGAGACGAGGUGGAGAUGUCCUAUUCCAAGAACGGCGUGUCACUGGGUGUAGCUUUCCGUGUGACCAAGGAAGCUCUGGCGGGCCGCGCCCUCUUCCCGCACGUUCUGGUGAAGAACUGUGCUGUCGAGUUCAACUUCGGGCAGAAGCGUGAGCCGUUUUUUGAGCCUCCAGAGGGAUACACUUACAUCCACAAUGUCGCUCUUGAAGACAAGAUCAGAGGCACGAAAGGGCCCAGCUCCAAAUCUGAGUGCGAGAUCUUGAUGAUGGUUGGUCUGCCCGCCUGUGGAAAGACCACCUGGGCCAUCAAACAUGCCGAGGCCAACCCUGAAAAGAAAUACAACAUCCUGGGCACCAACGCCAUCAUGGACAAGAUGAAGGUGAUGGGUCUUCGGCGGCAGAAGAACUAUGCUGGACGCUGGGAUGUUCUUAUCCAGCAGGCCACCCAGUGUCUGAACAGACUCAUCGAGAUCGCAGCACGCAAGAGGCGCAACUACAUCCUGGACCAGACAAAUGUAUAUGGAUCAGCAAGGAGACGAAAAAUGCGUCCUUUUGAAGGUUUUCAACGCAAGGCUAUUGUAAUUUUUCCCACGGACGAGGAUUUUAAAGAACGAACAUUAAAGCAAACCAAUGAGCAGGGGAAGGAUGUGCCCGAUCAUGCUGUUUUAGAAAUGAAAGCCAACUUUUCUCUGCCCGAGCCUUGCGACUUCCUGGAGGACGUGACGUUCGUGGAGUUGCCGAAGGAUGAGGCGGAAAAGUUGCUGAAGCAGUACAACGAGGAGGGCCGCAAAGCCGGGCCGCCACCUGACAAGCGCUUUGACAACAGGCAGGGCGGGUUCCGCGGUCGAGGCGGGGGCGGCAGCUUCCAGCGGUACGACAACCGGGACAAUUCCCGAGGCGGCUACCCGGGCCGCAGUGGAGAUGGCGGUAACGGAUACAGAGCUUACAAUCGCGGAGGCUACAACCAAAACCGCUGGGGCAACAAUGACCGCUAUGGCAACUCUGACUCUCGUGCUGGAUACAACCGCAGCCAGCCGCCAUCACAGAGCUACAACCGGCCUGCUCCUUACAAAGGAGGCUACAGCCAGGGCUAUAGCCAGAGCUACCAUCAGCCGUACAACCAGGGCAGCUACAACCAGAACUACUACAGCGGCUACAGCCAGUACCCGGGCUACAGCCAGAGCUACAGCCAGCCGGCAGCCUCGGCACAGUCGUACAGCCACCAGCAGCAGCAGCCGCCGCCGCAACAGCCGCCUCCACCGCAGCCUCAGACGCAGCCUCAAACUCAGACGGCGCAGCAGCAGAGCUACAACCAGCAGUAUCAGUAUCAACAGUACGCUCAGCAGUGGCAGCAGUACUACCAGAACCAGAACCAGUGGAACCAGUAUUACAGCCAGUAUGGCGGGUACCCCGGACAGGGCAGCCAAGGUUCCUCAGGAUCCCAGUAGCCUGACAGCCGCACCACCGCUCCCCUGACCUCCCACUGACCUCUGCAGCAAAUCAAAUUUGUACAUUUCCAGUCGCCCACGUCACGUCUCUGUCAGCCUUCGUCUCUCGGCGUCGAACACAGAACCUGUGUAAAUUUUGAUGUCCCGAUUUUAUUGUAUUUUUUUUUUUUACAGAAGUCUUAGAGGGGUGAGGUGAUAGAUGGGUGUGUAAACAAAUCAUGAAUGUUAUCUAUUAUGCAUCAGAUGUGGACGAGUCCUGCCGUAGUGACUAUAGGAGGUUCAUGGAGAACGUGUGUCUGAGACCGGGCAGAUGGCACCGCAGAACCUGAAUAAACCUGCUUGUUUUCAGAAUAUGAAAUGUGCAUGCUUUUACUUUGUUUCCCCAUUUUUGUUUUACAGUGAGCGCGUUUCAAUUGCUCCCGCUAGAAUUCCAAGACCAGGGAGGAUUUUAUAGAUGUCAAUAUUAGUAUUUAAACGUCGAUUGACCACGGUAUUUUACCACUAUUGUCGAGUAGUUUUUUUUUCUUUUUCUUUUUCUUUUUUUUUUUUUAAAUCCCUGUGUGAUUGCUGUUCAGUUGAGUCCAGUAGACGAUUCCUGAUCUGUCAAACCCAUUUUUUUUCUACUUCAAAAUUCUAAUUAUUAACCUGGCUUUCUUGUCUUUAUACAAUAAAUGCAAUUGUAUACUCUGAA